Messenger RNA from Talaromyces marneffei, 288 nucleotides. RefSeq lists its product as uncharacterized. Lineage: Eukaryota; Fungi; Ascomycota; Eurotiomycetes; Eurotiales; Trichocomaceae. The record is from RefSeq and is a predicted model, not a curated record. The coding region runs from base 1 to 288 and encodes 95 amino acids. The transcript has 4 exons. Gene Ontology annotation, biological process: mitochondrial electron transport, ubiquinol to cytochrome c.
AUGGGUGGCGGAUACGCACCAAAGCACGGAAGCUGGCAGCAGGGAUGGGGUGGUCACAUUGCCCGCCCUGAAAAGGGAGUUGCCACCUAUACCCUCUCUCCCAACCGCCAGCGCCUGUUCCCCAACUUCUGGCACACCGCCAUCUUCAACACCUUCCGCCGAUUCCGCCAUCAAGUCCUCUACGUUGCUCCUCCAUUCAUUGUGGCCUACUCGUUGAUGGACUGGGCUGUUGAACGCAAUGAAUACUUGAACUCCAAGGCUGGCCGUGCCGAAGCCGGCGAUGAGUAA